CUCUCUCUUUGGGCACUCACAUCUGGGAUACAAACAGACAGGCCUCCGUUUGGAAUACAGCUGUGAUGGGACCUUUGAAUCUCCUUCCAGCCAUGGUUCUGUCCAUGUGUUCUCAGUUUACAUUUGCUUGGACGGUGAAUAACUUCCUCAUGACUGGACCUAAGGCUUUCCUGACUUAUGCCGGCAGUGUGCAAGUUGGCGCACAAAGUGGAAUACAUGAGUGUAAACACCAGUUCGCGUGGGAGAGGUGGAACUGCCCAGAAAACAGGCUCCAAUUAUCCACACACAACGGCCUUCGAAGUGCCACAAGGGAGACGUCUUUUGUCCAUGCCAUCAGCGCGGCUGGAGUAAUGUACACGCUCACCAAGAACUGUAGUAUGGGAGACUUUGACAACUGCGGCUGUGAUGACUCCAGAAUUGGACAGACAGGUGGUAGAGGAUGGAUAUGGGGAGGCUGCAGUGAUAAUGUGGCGUUUGGAGAGAAGAUCUCCAAACAGUUUGUGGACGCGUUGGAAGGUGGGCAUGACUCACGCGCAGCCGUCAACCUGCAUAACAAUGAGGCAGGCAGACUGGCAAUCAAAGCUACCAUGAGGAGAGCCUGUAAGUGUCACGGAGUGUCUGGGAGCUGCAGCAUCCAAACCUGCUGGAUGCAGCUGGCCGACUUCAGAGAGGUGGGCAACUACCUGAAGCUGAAGCACGAGCAUGCAAAGAAACUGGAGAUGGACAAGAAGCCGGCGAGGGCUGGAAACAGCGCGGACAACCGAGGAGCCAUUGCGCACGCUCUCCGGAGCAUCGCCCGCACAGAACUCAUUUACCUGGAGGAUUCCCCGGAUUACUGCGUCAAGAACCACAGCCUGGGAUAUCAGGGCACCGAGGGCCGGGAGUGUCUGAAGGGUAACAAGAACAUGUCCCAGCGGGAGAGAAAGAGCUGCCGCAGACUGUGCUAUGAAUGCGGCCUCAGAGUGGUGGAGAAGCGCAUCAAUGUUGUGAGCAGCUGCAACUGCAAGUUUCACUGGUGCUGCACGGUGAAGUGCGACAAAUGCACUCAAGUUGUGACAAAAUAUUACUGUACACGUAAAGACGGUGGAAGAAAACCACAUAAUAAAACGAGGCGCAGGCACCGUGCGCGCCAGCAAUGAUUGCCACUGGUUGCAAAGACUAUCCUCAUCACUUUUCAUAUAUGGACAUCAAUAGGCAUUAUUCUGUAUUACAGAAAUGUUCAUUUCAAUUUCAACUGUUACAUCAUCUGAUGCUAUUUAAUGCACUUGAUCUUACUGAUUUGAUUCUGUACAGAAAUCAAACUAUCCACGAAUACUCACUCGUUCAUGGUGGCGUUUAAGGGAUAAUGGAUCAAAUUUGUUGGAUCUG
This is a messenger RNA of Epinephelus moara (kelp grouper), 1368 nucleotides long. Its product is annotated as protein Wnt-8a-like. The transcript is spliced from 6 exons. Gene Ontology annotation, cellular component: extracellular region. Gene Ontology annotation, molecular function: frizzled binding; cytokine activity. NCBI's taxonomy places the organism in Eukaryota, Metazoa, Chordata, Actinopteri, Perciformes, Serranidae. Gene Ontology annotation, biological process: canonical Wnt signaling pathway; neuron differentiation; cell fate commitment. The coding region runs from base 66 to 1139 and encodes 357 amino acids. The record is from RefSeq and is a predicted model, not a curated record.